GAGAAAUUCAAGGGAAGCAACUGCUACAAAAUAGUGGGGACAGUGUUUUGCUUUUGCAGACUAGAAUGGAUCUCUUUGAUGACUUACCUGAACCAGGAGGUAAUAAGUCAGCAAACACAAGUCUCUAUGAUGAAUUACCAACACAGGAUAAUUCUAGAAAACCGUGGUCUACCAGCAACACGUCCCUCUCCCUGUAUGAUGACAUACCAACACAGUCUACUCCUGAAACAACCCAGUCUGUACCCAAUGAUGCCCAGUCUGUUACUAAGGCAACACCAUCUGUUCCAAAUGAUGCCCAGUCUAUUACCAAGGCAACACAAUCAUGUGCAGCAGGAAAUGGGAAACAUAAACUGGAAGAAGAAAGUACCAAUGAAGAUUUACAUAAGAAACAAAAGCUAGGAGUAGUGUAUGAAAUAGACAGCUAUAUUGUGGAGAGGCAAGGAGAGAGAGAGGAUAUGCAAGACGCCCAUCUUAUCAUGCAAGAUUUUACAUCAGAAAUACCUAAUCUACAUUCUUCUAUUUACAGAGUGUCCAUGUAUGGCGUGUUUGACGGACAUGGAGGAGUCAGAGCUUCGAGGUUUGCAUCAGAGAAUUUGCAUAAAAAUCUCCGAGAUAAAUUUCCUAAGGGUGAUAUAACAGUAGUGGAGAAAGAGAUAAGGAAAGCUUUUAUUGAUGCGUUCAAAAAGACAGAUGAGGAUUUCCUGAAACAAGCAACAAAAUCGAAGCCAGUAUGGAAGGAUGGUACCACAGCUAUAUUGGUUCUCCUCAUUAAUGAAACCAUGUAUAUUGCCAACAUUGGUGACAGCCAGGCAGUGUUAUGUCGUUAUAAAGAAGACACUAAGACAUGUGUUCCUGUACCUCUCAGUAUUCCCCACAAUCCCUCCCUGUACGAUGAGAGAAUGAGAAUACAAAAACAAGGGGGUCAUGUCAAGGAUGGUCGUGUAAUGGGUGUACUGGAAGUAUCUAGGUCAAUAGGGGAUGGUCAGUAUAAAAAACUAGGUGUUACCUGUACACCUGAUGUGAAGAAAUGCUCUAUAACUGACAAUGAUAGAUAUGUGAUAAUAGCUUGUGAUGGACUGUGGAAAUGUUUUGAACCAGCUGACAGCAUUAAUUUUACAAAUAAAAUAUUACAAAAUGAUGGCUCUAGUUCUAAAGAAACAGAAGAAAAUAAAACAAGAAAUAAUAGAUAUGAGACUGCAUGCAAUAAACUAGCUAAUGAGGCAGUGUUACGGUUCAGUGGAGAUAAUGUGACAGUGUUAUUAUUGGCAAUAAGGAAAUGUAGAUGAGACUUUGACAGUUAUACCUGUUGCUGAAAUGUUAUGGUAAUCCCCUGCAUUAUACACAAACAGUUAUUCCAGGAGAUUGCCAUCACUUGUUUAAGUGUUUAUUAUAUUCUAUAAACAUACAUGGUUAUGAUGGUAACUUUUAAUUAAGUUAUCUUUUGUACAGAAAAGUGUACUAAUGUAGCAAUAAGUGGGUAUGAAGUGUAUAAUAACAUGUAGUUGUAUCCUAGUUUGGAGACCUUUCUAUUGAAAAUGUGGCGGAGUUAAAUCCUAUACCCAUAAAUUGUAUCAUAGUUUGCAGACCUUUCUAUUGAAAAUGUGUCGGAGGUAAAUCGUAUACCCAUAAAUUGUAUCAUAGUUUGGAGAACUUUCUAUUGAAAAUAUGUCAGAGUUAAAUUGUAUACCCAUACAUGCUCAGUGUGGUAACUGGAGUGCAGGUAUAAGUUACGUGCACUCCAACUACCGCACUUCCUCCUGAGGAUAAACAUAGAGCAUGCUCGAUGAUUGGCUACAUUUUUUUCUGGGGUUUACUUUUUGUGACAACAGGGAAAGAGAUAAUGAUAAAAAAUCAUAUUCAGAUGCUCAUACAUUGUUUUAUUUAUUCUUAUUUUAUAUUGUGAAGACAGGGACUGUGUUUUUAUUUUUGCCUAUGCUGGGACCAAAAAUAUAGUUUUGGUCCCAGGCCUAUGAUACAAAAGAGAAAGUGCACCAAAAAAAGUCUGAUUUAUUCUUGCAGCUAUUAAAUUGGAAACUAAAGCGAAUAUUCAGUGAUACACAUGUCAAAUUGGAUAUAGAAUGAUAAUUAAAGCUUGUAAUUAAAUUUUAACAAGUUGAGAAAAUAUGAAAAUUAUGUUUGGAUUUCCUUUUUAUAAGCUUGUUAAAUUUUGCAUGUUAUGUUUUGCACCUGGCAAUAAGUCUGUCUGUCUGUUAACAAUUUCGUGUCCAUUCUUUAUUUUUGUAACAAUUGAAGAAUAUUAUAAUAAUCAAUCUAGAAGGUUUUAAGCUGUCUAAGGAUUUGAUACAAUCAUCUAUCUUAAAGUAGUAAAUUUUUAGCUCGACUAUUCACAGAAUAGCUAAUGCAGUCACCCAUUUGUCGGCGUCGGCGUCCCUGAUGUUAAAUUUUUAUUUUUAUGCCCCCCAUCAAAGAAGUGGGGGUACAUUACUUUGCAUUUGUCUGUCGGUAAGUCCGUCUGUCGCUCCGUAGACCAAAUGGUUUUCGAGUGAUAACUAAAGAACGCUUAGGCCUAGGAAAUUCAAUUUUGGUAUGAUGAUUGUACAUGACCAGUAGAUGACCCCUAUUGAUUUUGGGGUGAAAGGUCAAGGUCACAUUGACCUUGUAGGUAAAAACGGUUUCCGUGUGAUAACUGAAGAACACUUAGGCCUAGGAACUUCAAACUUGGUAUGAUGGUUGUUCAUGACCAGCAGAUGAUCCCUUUUGAUUUUGGGGUCAAGGGGUCAAAGGUCAAGUUCACAUUGACCUUGUAGGUAAAAACAGUUUCUGAUAAAUAAUUGAAGAACGCAUAGGCCUAUGUACUUCAAACGUGGUUUGAUGAUUGUUCAUGACCAGCAGAUGACCCCUGUUGAUUUUUGGGUCAAGGGGACAAUUUUCGAGGGGUUUAAGGUCAAAGUAACAUUUACCUUGCAGGUAGAAACGGUUUCUAAUCAAUACCUAAAGAACGCUUAGGCCUAGGAAGGUUAAUCUUGGUUUGAUGAUUGUUUAUGACCAGCAGAUGACCCCUAUUGAUUUUUGGGGUCAAAGGUCAAGGUCACAUUUACCUUGUAGGUAAAAACGGUUUCCGAUCAAUAAUUAAAGAAUGCUUAGGCCUAGCAACUUCAAACUUGGUAUUAUGAUUGUUCAUGACCAGCAGAUGACCCCUAUUGAUUUUGUGGUCAAGAGUUCAAAGGUCAAGGUUACAUUGACCUUGUAGAUGAAAACGAUAUCCAAUCAAUAACAAAAGAACGCUUAGGCCUAGGAACUUCAAACUUGGUAUGAUGAUUGUUCAUGACCAGCUGAAGACCCUAUUGAUUUCGGGGUCAAGGGGUCAAAUGUCAAGGUCACAUUGACCUUGUAGGUAAACCAGUUUCCUAUCAAUAACUUUACAACCCAUGGGCUGUUGGUCCUCAAACUUGGUAGGUGCAUUGACAAGUAGAUGACCUCUAUUGAUUUUGGGGUCAAGGGGUCAAAGAUCAAGGUUGCAUUGACCUUGUAGUAAAAAAGGUUUGCUAUCAAUGACUUGACAAGCUAUGGGCUUUUGGCCCUCAAAUUUUGAAGGUGCAUUAAUCUUGGCCAGUAGGGGUCUGGGGAACAAAGGUCAAGGUUGCAUUGACCUUGUAUUUCAAGAUGGUUUUCUAUCAAUAACUGGACAACCCAUGGACUCUUGACCUUCAAGCUUUACAGAUACAUUGCUUUGGUCAGAAGAUGACCUCAAUGGAUUUUUUGGCGUUAAAGGGACUCCACUGAUGUUUUUUGACAUGACGGGACUGGAAAUAAUUUUUUGAGUUUAUUACUCCAUUUGAUGUAGAUCUAUACUAAUAACUUAUGUGCAAAAUUUUAGAUCAUUAGCUUGCUCUGUUUUUCCAGAAUAAUUAUUAUAAUAGUGAAAAAUGACCCAAAAUUGAAAAGCGUUUAAACGCUUUUCACUCAAAUCGGACUGAGAAUACUAGUAACACAAACAUAUGACUUUCAAUGUAUUUCUUUUGUAUUUCUUAGUUAUAUUUUAUUAAUAUUUCUGUUUAAAGUGCUCAUAUUUAUCUAUGUGAAAAAAAAUGUUAUGUUUUAGGCUUUUAAACCUCAGUGGAGUUCCUUUAAGGGAUCAGAGGUCAAGCUCACAUUGACCUUUCUGAUCAAUAUCCAAACUCAUGUGCCCUUUACCUUCAAACUUUACAAGUGCAUUGGUCUUGGCCAGUAGAUAACCCCUAUUGAUUUAGGGUCAAAGGUCAAAGUUAUAUUGACCUUGUAUUAAAGACUGUUUCUGACCAAUAACUCAACAACUCGAGUUGCAUUGGUUGGUAUUUUUUAUUAAACUUAAAAUCUUUUUGGUAUACACACACAACAAGCCUUAGUACCUUUUAGGACAAUUUUAUGUAUUCAUAUAGAUAAGCAUUAUUAUACUCAAUAAAACAUCCUUGUGACAACUUUUUGGAAUAGUGGAGCAUUGCUGUCCUCCGACAGCUCUAGUUAUUUGUUUAUGUCUUCAGAGCCAUGCAAAUAUUUCUAUAACUACUGUAAUUUGGAACACUAUGUUUUGGUCACUGUCAAAAUCUGGCAAUAGUUUGUCUAUACAACUUAUCGUGCGCAUUAAUUUCUCACCAUUUAGUGAGAAGAUUGAUGAAAGAUUCAAUUUAUUAUGUGGCAAGAAAACAUUUGUAACAAAUCAAAAUUUUCAGACUACUUUAUAAAAUUAUUGAAAGAAAUGCACAUUGACUUGCUUGUUUAAUUGUUUAUAUGUAUGCAGAGGUCAAAGAGGUUAACAAAUUUGUUUAUUAACUUAGCAAAUAUGUAGAUCAAUAUAGGUAAAUGAAAUGUCAGAUUGAUCUUAUAAUUCAGUGGUAAUUGUAAAAGUGAGAAGUAAGAAUAUUUUGUUGAUUUUUCUCUCCAGUUCUUUUCAUACAUACUACAUAAUUAGUUUAGUUUAUACAAAUUUAUUUUAGUUUGAUUGUGUUGGAAGCUAUAUGCAUAUUGAAACACCCUCGAAUAUGUUCCUGGAACCAACCAGAACUAAGCAAUGAAUUUAAAGUUCCUUUAUUAAGGAAACAACGGCCUGCCCCUGACAGGGUUUGAACCCACGUGAUCAGCAAUGCUUAGAUCUCUAGUCCGACGCAUUAACCACUCAACCUUGCUGUCACUGCACUACUACAUAAUUAUAAUGCGCUUUUCUUGUUUUUAGCUCACCUGUCACAAACUGACAGGGUGAGCUUUUGUGAUCGCUUUUCGUCCGGCGUCCGUCCGGCGUCCGUCCGUAAACUUUUACUUUAAAUGACAUCUCCUCAUAAACCACUAAGCCAAUUUCAUCCAAACUUCACAGGAAUGUUCCUUUGGUGGUCACCUUUAAAAAUUGUUCAAAGAAUUUAAUUCCAUGCAGAACUCUGGUUGCCAUGGCAACCGAAAGAAAAAACUUUUAUUAUCUUCUUUUAAAAAACCGAAAGAGCUAGAGCUUAGAUAUUUGGCAUGAAACAUCUUCUAGUGAGUGUCUACCAAGUUUGUUCAAAUAAAAGCCCUGGGGUCAAAAUUGGCCCCGCCCCAGGGGGUCGUUGAUUUUCCCUAUAUGCAUAUAGUAAAAACUUAAAAAUCUUCUUUUAAAGAACCAAAAGAGCUAGAGCUAAGAUAUUUAGCAUGAAACAUCUUCUAAUGAGUGUCUACCAAGUUUGUUCAAAUAAAAGCCCUGGGGUCAAAAUUGGCCCCGCCCCAGGGGGUCGUUGAUUUUCCCUAUAUGCAUAUAGUAAAAACUUAAAAAUCUUCUUUUAAAGAACCAAAAGAGCUAGAGCUAAGAUAUUUAGCAUGAAACAUCUUCUAAUGAGUGUCUACCAAGUUUGUUCAAAUAAAAGCCCUGGGGUCAAAAUUGGCCCCGCCCCAAGUGGUCUUUGAUUUUCCCUAUAUGCAUAUAGUAAAAUCUUAAAAAUCUUCUUUUAAAGAACUCAAAGAGCUAGAGCUAAGAUAUUUAGCAUGAAACAUGUUCUAAUGGGUGUCUACCAAGUUUGUUCAAAUAAAAGCCCUUGGGUCAAAAUUGGCCCCGCCCUGGGGAUCAUUGAUUUUCCCUAUAUGUAUAUAGUAAAAACUUAAAAAAUCUUCUUUUAAAGAACUCAAAGAGCUAGAGCUAAGAUAUUUAGCAUGAAACAUGUUCUAAUGGGUGUCUACCAAGUUUGUUCAAAUAAGAGCCCUGGGGUCAAAAUUGGCCCUGCCCCGGGGGUCAUUGAUUUUCCUUAUAUGUGUAUAGGAAAAACUUAAAAAACAUCUUUGAAAAAAACCCAAAUAGCUAGAGUUUAUAAAUUAAGCAUGAAACAUGUUCUAAUGGGUGUCUACCAAGUUUGUUCAAAUAAAAGCCCUGGGGUCAAAAUUGGCACCGCCCCGGGGUCAUUGAUUUUUCCUGUAUGUAUAUAGUAAAAACCUAAAAAAUCUUCUUUUAAAAAACCCAAUGAGAUACAGCUUAGAUGUUUAGCAUGAAACAUCUUCUUAUGGGUGUCUACCAAGUUUGUUCAAAUAAAAGCCCUUGGGUUGAAAUUGGCCCUGCCGGGGAUAGGGGAGGGCAGAUCAUUGUUUUUCAUUUUAAGUGUGUACAUCAUGAAACAUCUUCCUAUAGGUGUCUUCCAAGUUUGUUCAAAUAAAACCCCUGGGGUUUAAACUGGCCCCGCUCCAGGGGCCUACAUAUAGGUGAGCGACCUUAGGGCCAUCAUGGCCCUCUUGUUUAUGCAAGUUAUUUUUUAAUUGAAGUAUAUUUAUCUCAUUUAUGCCUGUUGUAGAAGAUAAUAUAUCAAAAUAAAAUGUGUAUAAGUUUAAUCAUAAUAAUUUGGUUUAUCACUUGCAGCUGAUAUAUAUUCUUUCAGGUUUAUAUGUAACUUACUCAGAGUCUUUGUAAUUAUGCUUUUUGCCUAUAAGAAAAAUUGAGCCGUGUCAUGACAAAACCAAUAUAAUGGGUUUGCGACCAGCAUGGAUCCAGACCAGCCUGUGCCUCCGUGCAGUCUGAUCAGGCUCCAUGUUGUUUGCUAUCAGUUUCUCUACUUGUUUUAGGGUUUGUAAGCAAACUGCAUGGAUCCUGAUCAGACUGCGCGGAUGCACAGGCUGGUCUGGAUCCAUGCUGGUCGUAAACCCAUUACGUUGGUUUUGUCUUGACACAGCUCAAUUGUUGAUUUUUGAAAACAGGGAUAAUGGCUCAAGAAAAAUAACUGUCGGGCAAAAUUUGAGAUCCAAACAAAAUCAGCGCAUUCUGUGCUUUGAUUGAAUCUGGGACAAAAGAUAUUUUUUGUCCCAGAAUUAAGACAGUGAUCUGGUCUGUACCUGUUUCAGUUGUAGUAAUUUGCGUCAGACAUAAUUAAUUAGAUCAACAUGAGCUGUCCUACUUAUCUGGCGGGAAGUUAAAGUUGUGCAUUUUCUUUACCAACAUUGUGUCUCUUCAACCACUUUACACAUCUUUACAUCAUAAUAGGAGGUCAAUUUCUAAAGUCAGUAAGCACUCAAUGAACAAAGAAAAAAUCCUUGUUCAAGUUCCACAUGUAACAUUAAUUUCCAAAGCCACUUAAGGAUUUCACUUGAAGCAUGAGGCAUGUUUUUUUUUCAUCAUAAUUGGAGGUCAAUGUCCAAGGUCCAUAGUCCAAGGCAUGGAUUUUGACUGAAUAAUGACCAUUUUUGACCUUGGAAACAUGCAUCAUUAUUCUUCAAAACUAUUGAAGGUAUCUAAAUGAAUACAAUUUUAUUUUGGAAUGGUAUUUGGAUUUCACUGUCAAAGGCUCAGAAUGCUUUGCAUGUAUUUUUAAUGGCACAUUAAAUAAUGGUUUUAGAUUAUGUUUGAUGCUUUUUACCAAAAGGAAUGUAAGGCUGAAUGUGAAAUUAUUUGUCAAAUAUGUAGUAAAAUGUAAACAAAGUAGUAUUUUGACUUCCAUACAAAGUACAAAUUACUGCUACUGUACUAAUUUCCAUACAGCAGCAGAAGCAAAAUAUGGUUAAGUUAAAUUGCCUAUGAGUAUCUUUUUGGAAACUACUAUAGGACACAAAAUAUAAAAAGCUUUUGAGAAAUGAAAAUAAAGGUAUAUAAAAGUAUUUCUGAGGCAUACUGGUCCACAAUGGUAAUUUGUGAACGUAGAAAGUUCAGCUCUUGUUAUAUAUAUUUAGCCUGUGUUAUUGACUGAUGAAUGUUUGUUUUUAGAAAGUUCAGCUCUUGUUAUAUAUAUUUAGCCUGUGUUAUUGACUGAUGAACGUUUGUUUUUAGCUCACCUGUCACAAAGUGACAGGGUGAGCUUUUGUGAUCGCUUUUCGUCCGGCGUCCGUCGUCGGUCGUCCGUAAACUUUUACUUUAAAUGACAUCUCCUCAUUAACCACUCAGCCAAUUUCAUCCAAACUUCACAGGAAUGUUCCUUUGGUGGUCACCUUUGAAAAUUGUUCAAAGAAUUUAAUUCCAUGCAGAACUCUGGUUGCCAUGGCAACCAAAAGAAAAAACUUAAAAUAUCUUCUUCUAAAAAACCCAAAGAGCUAGAGCUUAGAUUUUUGGCAUGAAACAUCUUCUGGUGAGUGUCUACCAAGUUUGUUCAAAUAAAAGCCCUGGGGUCAAAAUUGGCCCCGCCCCAGGGGGUCAUUGAUUUUCCCUAUAUGCAUAUUGUAAAAACUUAAAAAUCUUCUUUUAAUGAACCAAAAGAGCUAGAGCUAAGAUAUUUAGCAUGAAACAUGUUCUAAUGGAUGUCUACCAAGUUUGUUCAAAUUAAAGCCCUUGGAUCAAAAUUGGCCCCGCCCCAGGGGGUCAUUGAUUUUCCCUAUAUACAGAUAGUAAAAACUUUAAAAAAUCUUCUUUUUAAGAGCACAAAGAGCUAGAGCUAAAUUAUUUAGCAUGAAACAUCUUCUAAUGGGUGUCUUCCAAGUUUGUUCAAAUAAAAGCCCUUGGGUAAAAAUUGGCCACGCCCCAGGGGGUCAUUGAUUUUCCCUAUAUGCAUAUAGUAAAAACUUAAAAAAUCUUCUUUUAAAGAACUCAAAGAGCUAGAGCUAAGAUAUUUAGCAUGAAACAUCUUCUAAUGGAUGUCUACCAAGUUUGUUCAAAUAAAAACACUGGGGUCAAAAUUGGCCCCGCCCCAGGGGGUCAUUGAUUUUCCCUAUAUGCAUAUAGUAAAAACUUAAAAAUCUUCUUUUAAUGAACCAAAAUAGCUAGAGCUAAGAUAUUUAGCAUGAAACAUGUUCUAAUGGAUUUCUACCAAGUUUGUUCAAAUAAAAGCCCUGGGGUCAAAAUUGGCCCCGCCCCAGGGGGUCAUUGAUUUUCCCUAUAUACAUGUACAUAUAGUAAAAACUUAAAAAAAUCUUCUUUUAAAGAACCCAAAGAGCUAAAGCUAAGAUAUUUAACAUGAAACAUUUUCUAAUGGGUGUCUUCCAAGUUUGUUAAAAUAAAAGCCCCGGGGUUUAAACUGGCCCGCUCAGGGGGCCUAUGUACAGGUGAGCGACUUCAGGGCCAUCAUGGCCCUCUUGUUUACAAUACCAACAUCUUUAGGUUUUUAUGUUAAUAAAAAAUGUUGUUAAUCAUUUACACUACCAUUUAGUGAAAAAGCAAUGCCAUUAACCUGAUUUUCCAAUACCUUUUACAUAAUGGAGUUUAUUGUAAUAAAUAACGCAACAUUUAAACAUUUGUUUAUCAUUCAUUUAUGUUUGACUGAGAUCAUAGACUUAUAAAGAUAAAAAAAGA
Messenger RNA from Ruditapes philippinarum (Manila clam), 9655 nucleotides. RefSeq names its product integrin-linked kinase-associated serine/threonine phosphatase 2C-like. NCBI's taxonomy places the organism in Eukaryota, Metazoa, Mollusca, Bivalvia, Venerida, Veneridae. Gene Ontology annotation, molecular function: cation binding; protein serine/threonine phosphatase activity. Gene Ontology annotation, biological process: protein dephosphorylation. The record is from RefSeq and is a predicted model, not a curated record. Bases 66 to 1286 code for a protein of 406 amino acids. The transcript has 11 exons.